GAGAGAGAGAGAGAGAGAGAGAGAGAGAGAGAGAGAGAGAGAGAGAGAGAGAGACGGAGAGGAAAGCCCUCCGUCUCGCCUCCUGCGUUCAGCUCUCGUUAAGUCGAAGCGGGCCAGUGACCGCCGUAGCGAGUCUCGGGAGCGCUCUCGGGAGAAAUGAUUGCGCUUGUGUAAUAAUGGGACUUAAUGCACGUAUAAUGAUACCGUAAGACGGCAUUAGUUUGCACAGACGUUGGAUAUAACUUCGCCCGAGUGGUGAAUGAAGAGUGUAGCCGGGGCUAAUUGUCUCAGAAUGUCUGUGCACGCGAAAUAUUAUUCGUUACUGAUAUCGAGGUCUUUCUUUUCCGCUCUUCCACGGGGACACGAUUAGUGUUGCAUCUAGAAUAUUCCAUUAUGAAAGUGUGUAAAGCGACCGAGAGAUGAGACUCGUUCUCGGUGGUAUCGAUUCUCUCGGCCACGUCAUCUAGACGGUAGGCGUGAAAUAAGAUAAGCUCUGAGCGUGUGAAGUACUAUCAGCCUUGACGAGAAGACGAAUUUUCAGCGAGUUUCAGGCCGUAGACUCGGCAACGCCAGGCAAUUUUCCGAAAACCGACGGGAACUUCAAGUUCCAAAUAUAUGCUCAUGCACUAUGUACUUAGCACGGAGGACGCAAUAUCGCGACGGAAUUGUCAUUCGAGAGCGUGCCAGCAUCUCAAGCAGUUAACGCUUUCAUUAACACUUUCGCGAUCUUAAACUCAAAGUUGCAUAUGCGACAAUUGACUUGAGGAUAAAGAUUAGGAGAUUGAUUUUCGCACACCAUUUUGUACGUGUAUCAAGUGAAUCGUCAAAUAUUUUUAUGGUCAUUUUUAAUACAGUCUCAGUACAGUUCAGCUUUACAAAAACAUUGUAAAAGGAACUGAUCUAUUUUUAUCUAAGCUGCCUGAACUAGUGCAAAAAAUUAGAAUAAAAUAUAUUUGUCUUAUUCUAACUUACCGUACUUAUGUGCAAACAGCUAAAAAAAGCAGACCUAUAGUGUGAUUUUAACGUAAUUAUUGCUACAAUAUUUUCUCCUUGGAUGAAAAUGAAAUUUAAUCAUUGUUUGGUGAAUAAUUUGCAUGUCUUGUACGAAUAUGAGAUACUGGACGUCAAGUAUGGCAAAAUAAUGGUUGCGCAAUACCUUCCACGAUUAAGAAGCGCGGUGUCGGGUCAAAAAUCACGAAGACGUAACGUCAACGGUUCUCGGUUUGAGCCACGAAGAGACUAGUACUACGUCAGCGGUCGCGAACGUGUUAACUUCAGAAUUCCAACGCUCGCGCUUAGACACCUAACUUUCUGCAAAGCAAGCGUUUCCGCGGAGUGAGCGAUAAUACGUCUCUCGCGUUGAGUCUCAACAACGCACGUAUUUAUUAACAUAGGUUAUCGAGAGUCGCUCUCGGUGAGAAGGGAGCAGGCGUCACAUUAGCCUUUACGCGUGUACAGAUAAUUAGAAAGAGAAAAAUCAGCGCGGGUCAACGAAAGCAUGAACGAACGCACACACGCACGCACGACUCGCAAAUAUUUUUCUACUAUUUUACAGCGCCGUCCACUCGAGCGUUUUCGACCGGCGUAUUCGACGUGCACCGUGCGACAUUGUAACUGCUCGACUUGUAACGCGCAUCUCGUGCGUGUCGAGAACACGAGAGAGCACAGUUUGUAUAAUUCGACGAGUCUUAAUAAUAAAGUUACGACUUUCAGAAUGCACGUUGGCGCGUUGCCUCCUGCACACCUACUCCAUGUGGCGGUCAAAUGUUUAAUGCGACGCGCGCUACCGCUUCCGAAAGCGACGGGAGCGCAAUCGAUUAUGUAAGGAAUUGCAUUUUGCAACGUGUCGCAGGCGCGAAUGGUGUGAAUCGCGUUAGCGAGUCCGUGUUAAUCUUUGAAAGUCAGAUUUGCAUCGCGCGGAUUGUCUCAUCGUCGAUGCGUACAAUCAACACUGUGCGCUUUAUCGUCGCGAUGCGGUUCUCUAUUUCCAAGUGUCGCGAAUAAAUACGCGCUCGCGCUCUCAAUGUACGUUUGCUCGCGUGAGUAAUCAAUAACACGUCGAAUUGGCCAUAGUUAUGCAAAAAUACAUAACUAUACAACCCAUAAAAUUAUGAUUUUCGAGUUUUUGUUACCGAUGGAUAGUCCACACGUCUUUCUACGUAAAACAAAAAGCAUUUUUAUGGGGGCACCUGAAAUUAAUUAAAAAACAGUUUUAAUUUUCUAUUGUUAUUCUGCGACUUUUCAUUUUCAAUUGUGUUUUUUUCACCUAUUUUUUAAAGAUUAAGCUUGUCAAUAAAUAUCUUUAAAGAGGAGAAAAAUGAUCCUGCUUGACCUUUUGAACGUUUGCCAAAAAACCCAGUGCUAUCUAUACUUUUUAAAGCGUGUAUGGAAUUUUCUUCUUUAUUUUUCCCCGAAUCGUAUGUCAUGUGGGUUGGAUUAUUCUUGCAUAACUAUGGCCGAUUACCGUUGAUGAAGGACUUUAAUUACGUCGAAAAAAAUAUCGGCCUUAUCCUUGGCGAAAUCCUAUUUUAUGUAUGGCCUCGAGAAGAUUUUUUAAAGAGUGAUAUUAUACUUUUUUAGGCAUAUGUUUGUUCGCGAUUGCUUUACGUGAGACACGUACACGGAAUUGGCCGCGAGCCGUGAUCAGUAAAACGACGAAUUACGGUCGAUCAAGGACCGUGAAUUAUUAUUAUAUGAGAAAACAGAUUUUUCAUUUGUUACGUCUGGAAAUUCUUCGUGAGAAUAUAAACGUGAUAAAAUCGCUGCUGCAAACUCGAAAAUGUUUCGAAAAUUUUGGAACACCUCGGUACUGCGGUGCUCGUAACAAAAAACAAGAGAGAGAGAGAGAGAGAGAGAGAGGGAGAGGGAAAGAGAGAGGAAAAAUACUGGCACCUCGUGCGCCCCUACGCAGCUCUAUGCCGGCCUGCGUUUCCGCGGCUGAUGUUGGUCCCGGGCAAUUCCGCGACUGCGUGUCUGGCUUCGCCGGUGCUCGUCGAUAACUGUCCGCACGAUAUAUCCCGGAACGGCGUGCACGUGCCGCAGCAUCAGAAGGAUUGCCUUGAGGCGAUAUGUAAGAAGAUCCCGUUGAGCAUGAUAUCGUAUAUUUUCGUGUAUGUUGCGUUUAGUACGUCUUAUCUGUGAUACCUGCGUGGGGAUUGGGUCAACUGAUUUGACGAAAAUUCAUGAUAAGCCAAAGUUGAUCCGGAUGGGUGUGUAAUGAGGUAUGUCUUGAUAAAAAUCAGAUAUCGAGCGCGUCGCUGAAGAGGGCAACGAGAGAUAAUCUCAAUAAAUAAUCUGAUGUCUGGAGUACGUAAUGCAUGCUGCAUAUUGCAUUCCAAAAUUAAAGAUAGAUGUACUUAUUGUGACCGAGUAUUCCGCAACGUGAGUCACCGCCGUCGCUGCUCUGAUCGGAAAAAUCGAUGUGUCUCGUCCCGCCGCGGGAUCUCCUCGAGAUUUUUCGAGAAUUGCUCCUAUCUCAUUUAGUUCCCUGCUCCGAAACGACCGCUUCGCGGUCUUACCGCGAAUUUUUCUCACUCUUUAAUCGCGCGAUUACGCUACUCCGCGUGCAAAAGAUCUUCGAAGACGACUGCCGUCGAUCUAUAAUCGCACAUCUUGAAAAAAUUCAAAUUUCGUCUAUCACGAUUGCAAUCACAUCUAUGUAGUGAAGUACUUAACGCAGUUAUAACAUGUCUGUAAAAGUUGAAUUGAAAGUAGAAGUGUCAAUAAACACAAGUGUCAGCUUAUCUCAAGUAUCUCAUAAUCAGAUAAAGUCGGAAAAGAUUUCUAGGCGAUCUUCAUCUAAUUCCGCGAUGAACGAUCAAAUCUGGAAAAUUCAGAUCUCGCAAACGUAAUUGCGUCUAUAUUAUUAUAUUAAUUUCCAUCGUCAGUAUUCAAGGUUGUCUGAUAAUAUUCAAUACGUUACGCUCGAAUAUUAAUAUAUUCAUAUUGCUCGAAUAUUAACAUAUUCAUAUUGCGUUCUUAUUUUUGCCACAUAACACGUAUCAGCCAUUACUAUAGAAAUGAAACCGUCGAUAUCCGUCAAUUUUUCAGCUAAUUAUCUCACAAUCAGAUCAAGUCUCAAAAGAUUUCCAGACGAUCUGUCAUCGCCAACUUCGCGUCUCGACGAACGAUCGCGCGAAUCUAAAAAAUUCAGAACUCGCGAACGUAAUUGCGUCUAUAUUAUUACAUUAAUUUCCGUCGUCAAAUAGUUCAAGGCUGUCUGAUAAUAUCCAACUCGUUACGCUUAAAUAUUACUCAACGCAAUAUGUAUCGCGAUGUAUUUGUAUCGCGUUUUUAUUGUUGUCGCGUAACACGUAUUAGCCACUGAGUGGAACUAUCAGUAGUCGAUUUCUCAGCUGAUUAUUUUAUAAUCAAGUAAUCCAAGAGGUUUUCAGGACAGACCUAAUAUCAGCAGUUCUGCGUCUCGACGAACAAUCGCGCGCAUCGCCGGCACGGCGCACGAGUGGAAGUACGCUGGUGGUCGUCGACGACGACGACGACGACGACGACGACGACGACGACGACGGCGGCGGUGGCGGCCGCGACGACGACGUUUGCGCGAAUCUCGUCAGUCGGCGACGGAGUUGCCUGGUUGCAGCGUGGGUGGCACACGCGCGCGCGUCAGCAAGCGGCCUGGGCUCGAUUCGAUUAAACUUCGCCACGACCCUCGCGUCGCUGCUCACCGCGGGGUGAGACCUCGUGCCGGGGCUCGUUAUGCCGAGCGCAAGCCCUCGCACCAGCGUUACGAGGCGAGGUGAAAAUCGGGACACGCGUCGCGUCCACCACGUUGCAGAGGCAGAGGAGCGAGCUGUGUCGUGGACCACGAGGAACGCCUGUCUGCCGUUCGCACGUCGACGACGGGCCGCUACGUCGGAGAGAACGACCAUCGAGGUGGCGCGAAACAGUCGAGCUCGUGGGUGAGUCACGAAGCACGGCGCCCGCUCGAUGACCGCCUUGCCUCGUCGUCGAGAGGACAAAGUCGAGGACGAGGCGAACGGUGAGUCGCGGAGCGACGAAUGUCCCCAUUGUGGCCGACGAUGUUGUGCGCGAGGGCGUCGCGAGACCAACAACAGCGGGCCAUCACGCCAGCGUGCAGUUGAGACGUCCUCGAGGGUGAAUCGAGGACACCCGCGGAGCCGACGGAAGCGCGAGGUCAUGCCGAGGAGGAGUGCCAUCUGAUCGUCCUGCGAUUCAGAGAAAGACGCGACCUCGACAAUAUAAUAUGAUGUGGAAGGCGAAAUGGUCGCGCUUCACCGAGUGCUUCUGCCGAAGACCCAGCCUCGUCCUGGUUCUGCUGCCGUGCCUGUUGAUCAUCACCCUCUACCUCAUCUCCGAGAUAGAUUACGACUACGAGUACGAUGUGCAGUAUCCGUCCUUCAAGUCGUACAACAUCGUGGAAGGUAUGGUAGACGGCUACCUCGUGUGGAAUCCGAAGUGCCACAUGGUGUCUAAAGAGCCUUUGGAUCCGUCCAUCGUGAAGUUCGUGAAGAAAGAGAAGUUGGAGAAAUGCCCGAACGAUCUCAUCUUCACGCAAAUUUCGAGGGAGCUUAACGGCAGCGUGUUCCUCUCCCUUGACUCCGCCAUAACGAACGUGCAGAGCGAUGUCGCCUGUUGCUGGUCGUCGGUAGUCAGGCCGAAAGUGGACAAGCCGAAGAAAAAUAACUACGACUCGACGAUAUCAGUGAAGCAAUGCGAGAACUUCACGGGGCAAGUGGCGUUACCGCACGAGGUCGAGGUUGUGUAUGUGUCGUGCAAGGCGAUGACGUCGAAGGCGGCGAAGCCAAAGGUCAAGGCGAAGACCAAGCAGACGAAGCCUUCGACGAAGACGGUGUACGAGAAUGUUCACGCGAUUUUGAACCCCGAGAAGGUGCGCGAUCGCGUCGAUCAAAACGUUAAUCAGUCAGUCGGCGCCUUCUCGAGGAAACUGAGCGUCCUCAUUCUCGGCAUCGACAGCGUCAGCCGGCUCAACUUCUACAGGACCAUGCCGAAGACCGAGAAAUACCUGCGCGAGACCGGCUGGAUCGGCUUGAAGGGCUACAACAAGAUCGGUGACAACACGUUUCCAAACCUGAUGGCGAUCCUGACCGGUCAGAACUCGCAGCAGGCGUACUCGAGGUGCAAGCCGACAGAGGCCUACAAGCUUGACAACUGUCCGUUCCUCUGGUACAAUUUCCGGAACGCCGGCUACGUGACGGCCUACGGCGAGGACGAGACGAUGCUCAACACGUUUAACUACCUCAAGGUCGGCUUCGUCGAACCGCCCACGGAUUACUACCUGAGGCCCUACAUGUUGGCCAGCGAGAGGCUUCUAAAAGUGAAGAGAAGAUUCAACAUGAAGUACUGCACGGGGCCGGAGAUGAGCUUCGAGCGGAUCUUCGACUAUGCCGUGAACUUCGCCCGGACCUUCGUCGGCGUGCCGUAUUUUGGCUUCUUCUGGACGAACACCAUCAGCCACGACAACAUGAACGGUCUCUCGUCGAUGGACUCGCACAUGCUGCAGCGACUCGAGCUCCUGGAGCAGGAGGCAGUGCUCAACGACUCGAUGGUGGUCUUCCUGAGCGACCAUGGCAUGCGCUGGGGCGCUAUUCGCAAUACUUUCGUCGGCUGGUACGAGGAGAGGCUGCCGUACAUCUACAUUUGGCUGCCCGAGUGGUUCCGCAGGGAAAACCCGGAGGCGCACCAGGCUCUUGAGAUCAACCAGAAUCGCCUCACGUCGCCGUACGAUCUCUAUGAGACUUUUCGGGACAUCCUCGAUUUUGCGGCUGGUGAAGCUGACCCCAGCCCGGGCUGCACCACCUGCCAGUCCCUCUUCGCGCCUGUUCCCAGAGAGAGAGGCUGCCAAGACGCCGGCGUGGCGGAUCAUUGGUGCACCUGCACGGCCUUCAAGUCAACCAACGUCCACGACAGGAUCGUCACUAAGGGCAUUCAGAAGUUCUUGGACCACGUAGAGAAUAUCGUGCGCAAUUACAAGGACAAGAAAGGCCGACGGCUGUGCGCGCGACUCAAACUGAAGAAGCUGCACCGGGUGGAUCGAGUGAUCGACUUCGGCACCGACAACUCGUCCAGCAUCGCCUACUUCUACAUGAUUCAGACGACGCCCGGCAACGGCAACUUCGAGGUCACCAUCAAGUAUCACGGCAACGGCAAUUACACUCUGUCCGACAGCGAGGUCAGCAGGAUCAACGCCUACGGAAUGAGUGCUAGGUGUUUGAAUCGCGGGAUGAAACAGUAUUGCCAAUGCGUCAAGUACACGUAGUGAACUUAUUCGGGUGAACUUUCACCCUGACGUCGUAUGGUCGUCGAAACUUUGCUAGUCCUACAAAUUUAAUUAUUCGUCGAGGGAGAUAGUCGAUUCCCUUUAUCUUUUCGUUUCUUUUCUUUUCUUUAGAUGAGAGUUAGACUCGGUUGAUUUUUUCCCCGAGAAAACGGCUCGUCAAGCAACGAGAACGCACACUGAGCGAAGAUACUUGAAAAUUUAUUUGUGGGAUAUAAAAUUUAUUCCCGCGGAAUAAACUUUGCAUCUCGGAGAUAAAUUUUUAAAUACUUGUCUUUCUGAGUAUUAACACGUUAACUGAAAAUAUUCGGAAAAAUCUCGGGAGAGCUUUUCAGCAAGCUUUCACGACGCGUCCUUUCCGUAACGAUCAAUUCGACUGAAUUCACUUGCCGGGCAAGCUUUUGUGUCGACUCUUUGGUUGUCGAGUUCUUCGGCCACGAACGUGCGACGUGUAUUUGUGUUGAUAUACUUAACAACAUAUCGAAUGCCUAUAUCGAGCGCACAUAUCGAUCGUCUCAAAGAGCCAGUUCUUCGACCACGAACGUAUGUACGACGCAUAUUUGUAUUGAUAUACUUAACAUAUCGAAUGCACAUGUCGAGUGCACAUAUCGAUCGUCUCAAAGAGGGGUCUCAAGCCAGAGGUCUGAGUGAUUGCACGUGCGUUUACUGUACGUUGACGAAGUUUCCCUAUCAAAAGGUCGUGGUAGUAACCUCGCGUUCCAGUGACGCAAACGACAAGUGCUAAUUCGAUAGUCGGUUCUGGCUGACUAUUGACGAGUCGAGGCGGAUUCGUCGCCACAUCGGAAUAAGAUCGUUGGCGAACGACGAUUCGCCAGCUGCGCGCCAGAAACGUUGCCUCGAUUAGCGACGAGCGACGUCUUGUGCUUCGCAGCCAUCACGUUAGAUGUUGGCACGCCAAGUCGACGCCAAAUCGACGGCCAGUGCUUCCGCGAUCACUUUGAGGUACAUUUCGAAUUUUGUUCUCAGCGCUCAGCUGGCUGAGCUCGCCGCGCACUGUUCGUUCACGUGGAUUAAUCGCCGGGAGAUAAUUACGGGGAGAACGAGCUUCGCGGCAAGCGAACCUAAUAGAAAAAUCCCGCGCGCCUCUGUAAUUUAUCUCGCGUAAUUAAUGCGUAUUAUCGCGCGUGUCGAAGCGCUCAUAUGUGCGUGUCGCUCGCGAUUAUUCCUUUCUUCCUCGCCUUCCUCGCUUCCUCUCCACGCACCGUUGCGCGUUCAUCGAUCGCGCGGGCGUUACGAUUGCGCAUUUCGUCUCCCGGAUCGAUAUACGUCAAAGAUGCAUGAGUGCGCGAGGAACGCACAGAUGAUGAGGAGGCCAAGAACGUGGUCGUGUUCGGCUCGCCACGUUUCUUACGAGUGUAUCACAAUUUAGAGGCAUUUAGCUCUGGUUUUGUAAGUAACGCGUGUGCCUGUCUUACAAGAAGUGCCAAAGUCCGUUCGUUCUGUGCUAAAGUCAAAGUGUGAGCACCUCUGCUCCCCGCGCCGACGGCGACCUGACGUGGUGCGACCGCCCUCGCGUACGCGGAGUACGAGGAUUUUACGUGUAUAAGCUGAACAAAGAAACACACACAAAAAGGCCAAUGAACAUAUCGUGACAUAUAUUUUACUACGACGUUACGUUAAGCUUUAACUUAGACGACUCAGUCGAGGACGACGCGAGUCCGACGGCGGUCGUAAGAAAUGUAAUUAUAAUGAGCGUUUUGCGAGUUAUUUGGACCUCUCCGUCGAGAAUCGAGCGAGCCAAAUUGAACAAAAGUCCCAUAGACAGCAGUAGGAUCUAAAGUCGCGAGUAUAGGAACGUUCCUCGUAUUUGUCGAGUGUGUUCGUUCGUUUCCGUGAGAUUCCGCUCCCAAAGACGCUGCGCAAACUUGUGUCCCGCGAGCCUUGAUUGACAGUCGAUCUCGCCCAGAAAGACACAUCCACGAGGAGAAUCGUCCACGGGGAUUCGCAUGCGCACGUCUUUAGUGAUGCGCGAGAGGUAGUGUGCUUUUAUCUAUCCAUUGGUGGAUAGAUUAUUAAAUUAUUAUUAUUACCAAAACGUCACAUACACAUUCUUCGCGUGGAAAUAUUUUUUAUCUUCCCCCUUUUAUCUUCUGUAAAUAAAACCGAUGCAGAAAUAAAGAUCGACGUAGAUAUGUCAUGCGAGCGUGA
Molecule: messenger RNA, 9442 nt
Organism: Odontomachus brunneus
Lineage: Eukaryota; Metazoa; Arthropoda; Insecta; Hymenoptera; Formicidae
Exons: 6
Coding region: 5222-7255 (677 amino acids)
Source: RefSeq, a predicted model, not a curated record